AUAUGAUAUCCACCUGGCAUUUGAUUUUCUUUCUUUUAAGGCAAUGGAUGCCGCUCACGGCGCCAAUCCACUAUUUUGAGGGGAACUAGGGUUUUAGCCCAUUUUCAAUACCAAAUUAUCACUUUCUCAGUCUCAGAGACACCGAGACGAAAGCUCAAGAAAAUUCAAGGCGCUUUCUACCUUGUUAUUUGAGGAUACUUGUGCGGCUUCAGUAAAAACCAAAAUGCAGGCGUAUAGUGGUGCUGCUUUGAAUGGUUCUUUGCAACAGCUCAUUUGGGCCAAGACUUUGCCAUUUCCUUCACAAGGGUCUGGUAUGAGCAGAUUCCCAAAUCAGAUUAAAUUAAAAUACAUGAAGCCAUGUAGAUCCUCCUACAUUGAAGGAAGUUUGGUUACUGGGAAGCGAUCAUCUUCUGUAUCUGUUCCUGUACCUGAAAUUGGAGGUAAUGGAAGUAGCUUUGUAGACUAUGAGCUUAGUGAAGCAGAUCCUGAGGUGCGUGAAAUUAUCAAUAAAGAGAAAGAGAGGCAGUUCAAGAGCCUUGAACUUAUUGCUUCAGAGAAUUUUACAUCCCGGGCAGUGAUGGAAGCAGUUGGUUCAUGCCUGACAAACAAAUAUUCUGAAGGGUUGCCUGGUAAAAGAUAUUAUGGUGGUAAUGAGCACAUCGAUGAGCUUGAAACCCUUUGUCAGAAAAGGGCUUUGGCAGCAUUUCAUUUGGAUGAAAAGAAGUGGGGUGUUAAUGUUCAGCCAUUGUCAGGUUCUCCUGCGAAUUUUGAGGUUUACACUGCAAUUCUAAAGCCACAUGAUCGAAUAAUGGGUUUGGACUUACCUCAUGGUGGACAUUUGUCUCAUGGGUUCAUGACUCCUAAAAGGCGGGUUUCUGGCACUUCAAUUUAUUUUGAAUCUAUGCCUUAUCGACUUGAUGAGUCCACAGGACUUGUUGAUUAUGAUAUGCUUGAGAAAACGGCUAUUCUCUUUCGACCAAAACUAAUUAUUGCUGGUGCUAGUGCAUAUCCUCGAGAUUUUGAUUAUCCUCGCAUGAGGGAGAUUGCUGAUGCAGUUGGAGCUUUUCUUAUGAUGGAUAUGGCUCAUAUAAGUGGGCUUGUUGCUGCUUCUGUUGUCGCUGACCCCUUUGAGUAUUGUGAUAUUGUGACAACAACAACACACAAGUCCCUGAGAGGUCCAAGAGGUGGUAUGAUUUUCUUUAGAAAGGAUCCCAUUCUUGGAGUGGAUCUAGAGUCUGCCAUCAAUAAUGCUGUUUUUCCAGGUUUACAGGGUGGCCCUCAUAACCAUACAAUUGGGGGCCUUGCAGUUUGCUUGAAGCAUGCACAGUCUCCUCAGUUCAAAGCUUACCAGGAAAAGGUGGUCUCUAAUUGCAGAGCUCUUGCAAGCCGAUUGAUUGAAUUAGGCUACAAGUUGGUUUCAGGCGGAAGUGACAAUCACCUGGUUCUUGUAGAUCUGAGGCCAAUGGGUAUCGAUGGGGCUCGGGCCGAGAAAAUUCUUGACAUGGCUUCAAUCACCCUCAACAAAAAUUCAGUGCCACGUGAUAAGAGUGCCCUAGUCCCCGGUGGCAUUCGCAUAGGAUCACCUGCAAUGACUACCAGAGGAUUUACGGAGAAAGAAUUCAUAGCAGUUGCUGACUUUAUUCAUGAGGGUGUGCAAAUAACCCUUGAAGCUAAAAAUUUGGUUAAAGGAUCAAAGCUCCAAGAUUUCAUGAAAUUCGUAACAUCAUCGGAUUUCUCCUUGAUGAAGAAGGUGUCGGAUCUUCGUAGCAGAGUUGAAGCUCUUACAGCACAGUUUCCGAUUCCUGGAGUAUAAACAGUUUACAAUCUUUUGAUAUUUUCUAAUAACAAGAAGAUUGGAGAAAUUUUUAUAAUAGCGAAACAUUGCGAUGAAAAGUUCUUGAAUGGUGUGGUCAAAUGUUGAUGUUUUGGCCUUUUUGGUGUAUACUAAUAAAUUGGUUAAUGCUUUAGCUUUAUAGUUCAUAUUACUUUCCGCUGGGCAGAGGGAUUUUGCA
Mangifera indica (mango) is the source of this 2012-nucleotide messenger RNA. Its product is annotated as serine hydroxymethyltransferase 3, chloroplastic. Gene Ontology annotation, biological process: L-serine catabolic process; folic acid metabolic process; tetrahydrofolate interconversion. The transcript has 12 exons. The record is from RefSeq and is a predicted model, not a curated record. Gene Ontology annotation, cellular component: cytoplasm. Gene Ontology annotation, molecular function: cobalt ion binding; glycine hydroxymethyltransferase activity; pyridoxal phosphate binding. NCBI's taxonomy places the organism in Eukaryota, Viridiplantae, Streptophyta, Magnoliopsida, Sapindales, Anacardiaceae. Bases 224 to 1813 code for a protein of 529 amino acids.